AUGUCUUACAGCACUACGACUAACUACGUCUCGUCCCUCAGUUCCUGGAAGAGUUAUGUUAAAACAGUCUAUGCAGAAGAAACCACAAUCCAGGGCAACAUCGAGGUCAAGACAAGAGCACUACCACUAACAUUUACCUACAAUUCCAAUUUUAUAUGCACACAAGACAGUUCAUCAAAUUAUUAUGGAAAGGAAGCGACUAUAUUCGCUAGGAUCCAACAAUAUGCUUCACCGAUAGUGAUGACAAUAGCACAGUCGCGCCUGAGUGUUCAGAUCCGGAUUUUGAUCUUGACUUUAUUUAAACAAACUGCUCAACAACGUACCGUAUACUACUUUAGCCUCCACCCUAUCUAUAGGGACGGCAACGGCUACUACUACCACCGGUAUAACGACGACAGGUUCCUCCACAACGGCUACAGCAACCUGUACAAUAUAUCCACGGGUGACACUCGAGUUAUCACUAGGGAUUAUACUUACCAUUUUACCAAGGCCACCUGUUUUCCCCUUCUGUGCGAGCUCGAUACACUUGCUGAGAGAUAUUCCAACUCGACUUACACUAUGAGCACAAUUAGCACUCCAAUAUCCAGGGCAGUUAUUCAGGAAUUGCACCAGGGCAGCACUCGGCCAAAAAAAAGUGCCCCUAGAGGCACGUAUCCUAAACCAAAUGCAACUAUCACAGCACCUAGCGCGACCGGUCAAGCUACUUACUACAUAGUAGCCACUACGGCCUACCCGACCCAAAGUAGAACCAUCGAGGAGUGCGGCAACUACUAUCUCGUUGUAGCUAGUGACGACUGCUCUACCAUUAACCUACGCUUCGGUCUGAACUUUAGCCAGUUACAAAAGUAUAACACAUACCUCAAAUCCACCUGCGGAAACCUAUGGCUUAAUUAUGACAUUUGCGUCGCCCCUGUCACUCCUAAGACAGUAUCAACCGACGGUACGUGUCCUGCUGGGGUAACCUAUGUUAGAAGUGCCUUUAGCGACUGCUACUCGCCAUUCGGCUACUAUGGAACCGGGUCAGAUUACUGUGUCAGCACGACCAACGGCACAGCGACGUCGGACGGCACUUGUGGACCCGAUUAUGGGGGCACUACUUGCAUUCCCCAGUUUGGGAACUUUUGCAGUAUCUACGGCUACUGCGGCAAUAGCACAACCUAUUAUGGUGCAGGCAACUGCUAUUCUAGCGAUUAUGCCACUAAUAAUGGUGGCCCGUCCACAAAUAGAGAAUAUGGCCCGAAUUUCGCCGGAAACAAGACCUACACUGGUACCCAGUUCGGGACGUGCUGCUCCAUCUCUAGCUAUUAUAGAAGCACUAGUGACUAUUAUUCUAGGUUAAACUACUAUAGUGGUACUUAUACGUAG
Messenger RNA from Penicillium odoratum, 1365 nucleotides. RefSeq lists its product as uncharacterized. The transcript is spliced from 9 exons. The coding region runs from base 1 to 1365 and encodes 454 amino acids. Gene Ontology annotation, molecular function: chitin binding. Lineage: Eukaryota; Fungi; Ascomycota; Eurotiomycetes; Eurotiales; Aspergillaceae. The record is from RefSeq and is a predicted model, not a curated record.